This is a messenger RNA of Nematostella vectensis (starlet sea anemone), 2877 nucleotides long. Its product is annotated as kinesin-like protein KIF25. The transcript has 17 exons. Lineage: Eukaryota; Metazoa; Cnidaria; Anthozoa; Actiniaria; Edwardsiidae. Bases 95 to 2251 code for a protein of 718 amino acids. The record is from RefSeq and is a predicted model, not a curated record. Gene Ontology annotation, biological process: microtubule-based movement. Gene Ontology annotation, molecular function: microtubule motor activity; ATP binding; microtubule binding.
CCGAUUUUAUUCAAAUAUAAACUGGUAAAAUAUAAUUUUUUUGUCAUGGAAAAAUCAAAAUAGAUCGUCAAACCGCAGACCACAAUAACUGCAGAUGCUAUAUCAACAUUCUUAUGUUGUCAACGCGGGAAAGACGCCGAUAAAGAGAAAAGACAACGGAUUUGAAAAUGAACCCAUUUCUUGGCCUUUUUCUUCAAGAUUCUACUUGAUUUCAGCCAAGCAAAAUACUUCAAAAUGCCAGAGCCAACGGAAAAUAUUCUCAAGGAGAGAGUCCAAAAGCUUGAAAGACUUCUGCGCAUUUUGUACCAUGCAGGCUCGCGAGGAAAGGAUUGUUGCUUUGGAAACAGAGAACGCCAUGCUUUAUCUGAAGCUCGCUGAGUGUCAAGGGACAGUGCGGAGCUCCAGAUAUGAGUCAAGUCACUUCCGUAGGCUAUUUGAGGCAGAGGAAGGUUUUAAGAAAAAUGUGACGAAGUCAAUCAAGACAUGUUACAGUGAAGUUCGGGAGUUGAAAGAGAAUUUGAAUAGCCUAAAAAGUGUGGUUGCUCAAAUGCCUGAAGAGUUAUCGACAUAUGUGGAGAAAGCAAAAUUUAAGACCACAAAGUUUGGAAGUGAGGAGAUGACAAACAUGGAGAAGAUGCAGUCCAAGUUGAUGGAGACUGAAAUGCAGCUAGACAUGGCACUACAGAGAGCAGCAGCGGAGAAGGACAGACGAAAAACACUUCACAACACCCUAGUAGAAAUUCGUGGUAACAUCCGUGUCCACUGCCGACUGCGUCCACUGAUUGGUGUGAUUGAUGCUCAUGGCGAUGGCAAUAUCGGCCAGGCUGGAACACCAUCGGAACAGGUGGUGCAUGCAAUUGACGAGGAAACAUUGUCUGUCGUUCCCAACAAGCCUGGGGGCGGUGCCUCACAGCCGAAGAUUUAUGAGUUUGAACGAGUGUACAAUGAAGAGACCGAUCAGAAGGCUGUGUUUUCAGAUGUCGCUCCUCUACUGACCUCUUUACUCGAUGGAUACAAUGUGUGCAUCAUGGCGUAUGGGCAGACCGGCUCUGGUAAGACACACACCAUGCUUGGUAGCCAUGACAUUGAUGUCGAGAUGGACUCAGAACAGCUGAACAAGGACGAAGGAAUCAUUCCGCGUGCUGCUAAGGAGUUAUUUAGGUUGAUGGCCGAGAGGGAGACUGCGACCGAGUCUUAUUCGGUAGAGAUUGCUGUCUGCGAAAUCUACAAUAAUGACGUCAGAGAUCUCCUGGCACCCUCAAAGAAUGUCGAAAAGCUGAGUAUCGUCACAAGUAGCGAAGGAGACACGGAAAUCCCAUCUCUCGUCACAAAGCCGGUUACUACUGUACAAGAACUGAUGAGCUUAGUGUAUUAUGGGAUGUGUCGUCGUCAUGAGGACGCCACCAAUGUGCAUGCGCACUCGAGUCGAUCGCAUCUGAUAGUCCAGCUACAGCUCUACACGAUAACCAAUCAGCAGACAGCACGUGUUGCCACGCCCACUUCCGAGGCCGCGCCGUCUCCCCCAGGCACCCCCACACAGCCGAGACGUAGCAAUCUACCGCAGCCGUCCAAGAACCACGCUAGUAGAUCCCAGUCUCCCGCGCCACCGCGAGGAAGGUCGCUGAAGAGAUCCAAGCUGACCAAAAGCCCCGCAAUAGGUGAUGUACUCGAUGGCGGGCAAAGGUCACCAGCCCCAGGCUCCGCCGCAGCUGCUCGCUCCAGGUCCCCAUCGCCUGCUCGGUCUAGUACCAGUACUCCUCCGACCAUCUCGAGCGUUAAGACGAAACUCCAGCUCGUGGACUUGGCAGGAAGCGAGAGUGUUGGGAUGUCAGGUGUCACUGGUGCGGCGCUUCGUGAAACGUCUUUCAUCAAUAAAAGUCUAAGUGCUCUGGCUGAUGUCCUUGGAGCUCUUGCGGAACAUCGUUCACACAUUCCCUACAGGAACACUCGCCUGACACACAUGCUACAGGAUACAAUAGGUGGGAAUGCCAAGCUUCUCGUCAUGCUCUGCGUUUCGCCUGCCCAGCGGUUCAUCACAGAAACGUACCAGUGCAUCGGCUUUGGGUCACGUGCUCGCCAGGUCGCCCGCGGUCCUGCUAAGAAGCGGCGUCCUACGUCAUUCAACCCGUCAAACCAGCUGUCGCUAGAUCUGAGUCAGUUGAACUCCGCUCUUCGAUCCAACGGAAGUCUGUCUCCGAGAUUCAACCCGAACAGGCGACGAGGAUCGAACUUCACGUUCCCUGACACGUGAUUUCAAGACCCCUGACACGUGACUUCACAGCAAAGGUCGAAGGGAAUUCACGCUCACUGACAAGUGACCGCCCAGCGAAAACUUGUGAAUUCACAUUCCCUGACACCUGAAUUCACAGCAAACGCAGAGAACACAUGUGGAAGAGACCGUUAAUUGUUGAUAUGCGCUUCCCGUUUUUUGACCAAGCAUACAAAACUUUUUGCCAAAUCUGUACUUUUUAUGGUCCAAAAUAUGCACAGCAUUAUUGGUAGACUGGAAUGCCCCGUUUAACUGCGAUUUUAAGUUUUCCGUUAACUCUCGCCAAUGAUCCCCAAAUUGCUAGAACUUCUCAUUUCGUCCGUGAACCAAGUUUUGUAUUUUAACGAAACACGUAUUUGUCAGCGAAUUGCAGUGAGAUGUCUCAUGUAUGAAGCCAUCAAAGUGUAGGCCAAUGAAGACAGUCUAAUGCUUUUGACUGACGGAAGUCAUAAAGUGUAUUAUGUCGCUUGGAAUUUAUAACAGUGAGCUCUCAAAAUCGUAGUAGUAGCGUUUACAAAAUGAUUACGAUAUAUUUGUACAAACAGUAUUAAAUUAGAGAGAUGAUGUAAAUUAUAAUAUGACAUUAAAAACAUGUAUGUGUUUUUUUA